AUGGGCAAGCCAGAUCUCGCGCCGUGGCUGUAUACAAGACGGCAAAGGCAUAUCAGGGUAGCCAAGGGGUUUUCCUGUUUUCCCUUUGGCGGAUGUGAACAUUUGAGGGAAGAGCGAAAGCUCUUAGCACAAAGGUCGCGAUUGGUAUUAGCGAAUGCAUCCACUACAUGA
Molecule: messenger RNA, 171 nt
Organism: Blumeria graminis f. sp. triticale
Lineage: Eukaryota; Fungi; Ascomycota; Leotiomycetes; Helotiales; Erysiphaceae
Source: the annotation of a GenBank genome assembly